This is a messenger RNA of Limanda limanda (common dab), 888 nucleotides long. It is a transcript of the gene cacng5b, whose product is annotated as calcium channel, voltage-dependent, gamma subunit 5b. The coding region runs from base 1 to 888 and encodes 295 amino acids. Gene Ontology annotation, molecular function: voltage-gated calcium channel activity; channel regulator activity. The transcript is spliced from 5 exons. NCBI's taxonomy places the organism in Eukaryota, Metazoa, Chordata, Actinopteri, Pleuronectiformes, Pleuronectidae. Gene Ontology annotation, biological process: neurotransmitter receptor transport, postsynaptic endosome to lysosome; regulation of AMPA receptor activity; postsynaptic neurotransmitter receptor diffusion trapping. Gene Ontology annotation, cellular component: AMPA glutamate receptor complex; postsynaptic density membrane. The record is from RefSeq and is a predicted model, not a curated record.
AUGAGCGCCUGCAGCAGGAAGGCUCUGACUUUGCUGAGCAGCGUCUUUGCAAUCAGCGGCCUGGGUCUACUGGGAGUGGCCGUCAGCACUGACUACUGGCUGUACCUGGAGGAGGGCGUCAUUCUGCCUCUGAACCAGAGCACGGACAUCAAGACGGCGCUGCACUCGGGCCUCUGGAGGGUCUGCGCCCUCGCUGGUUAUCAUCUCCUUCUUUCUAAAUUCCUCUCCUCAUUUCUGCCCCUGUCCUCUGUAGGGGACGAGUCUGGUCGGUGUUUUACCAUCGAGUACAUCAUGCCCAUGAACGUCCAGGUGACGUCCGAGUCCACGGUGAACAUGCUCAAGAUGAUCCGCUCAGCCACUCCCUUCCCUCUGGUCAGCCUGUUCUUCAUGUUCAUCGGUUUUGUCCUCAGCAACAUCGGGCACGUGCGACCCCAUCGCACCAUCCUGGCCUUCGUCUCUGGAAUCUUCUUCAUCCUCUCAGGUCUGGCUCUGGUGUUGGGCCUGGUGCUGUAUAUUUCCAGUAUCAAUGAUGAAAUGUUGAACAGGACUAAGAGCAGUGAGGCCUAUUUUACCUAUAAUUACGGCUGGUCCUUUGCCUUCGCUGCCAUCUCCUUCCUGCUCACUGAGAGUGCGGGUGUCAUGUCCGUCUACCUGUUCAUGAAGCGCUACACAGCCGAGGAGAUCUACCAGCCUCACCACCCCAGCUUCUACCGCCCUCGUCUCAGCAACUGCUCUGGCCACUCGGGCCAGUUCCUCCACCCACAGGCCUGGUCCCGUGGACGCAGUCCCUCAGACAUCUCCAGCGACGCCUCGCUCCAGAUGAGCAUCAGCUACCCUGUCCUCCUCAAAUGCCCCGACUACGACCAGGUCUCCUCUUCACCCUGCUGA